Molecule: messenger RNA, 651 nt
Organism: Lachancea fermentati
Lineage: Eukaryota; Fungi; Ascomycota; Saccharomycetes; Saccharomycetales; Saccharomycetaceae
Source: the annotation of a GenBank genome assembly
AUGUCCUCCGAACCUCAUAAGAACGUCUUUCUACUUCCUCAAACCAACCAAUUACUGGGUUUAUACACCAUUAUUAGAGACCGGGACACUAAGAGACCUGAUUUUAUUUUUUACUCUGACAGAAUCAUUAGACUGUUAGUCGAAGAAGGUUUAAACCAUCUUCCUGUCACACCAAGAACCGUGGAAACAGCAACAAACCAGAUUUUCCGUGGUGUUUCAUUUCUAGGGAAGAUCUGUGGUGUAUCUAUCGUUAGAGCUGGUGAAUCAAUGGAGCAGGGCUUGAGGGAGUGCUGCAGAUCUGUCCGUAUCGGUAAAAUUUUGAUUCAAAGAGAUGAAGAGACCGCCCUCCCUAAGCUGUUCUAUGAAAAGCUUCCUGAUGACAUUGCCGAUAGAUACGUCUUCCUUUUGGACCCUAUGUUGGCUACCGGUGGAAGUGCGAUGAUGGCGACUGAUGUCUUGAUAAAGAGGGGUGUGAAGCCUGAAAGAAUUUUCUUCUUGAACUUGAUUUGCAGUCCAGAAGGUAUUGAAAACUAUCACAGCAAAUUCCCUAAUGUCAAAAUUGUUACUGGUGCUAUUGAUGCUUGUUUAGAUGAAAACAAGUACUUGGCGCCCGGUCUAGGUGACUUUGGAGAUAGAUAUUAUUGCAUCUAG